Molecule: messenger RNA, 3618 nt
Organism: Arthroderma uncinatum
Lineage: Eukaryota; Fungi; Ascomycota; Eurotiomycetes; Onygenales; Arthrodermataceae
Exons: 3
Coding region: 1-3618 (1205 amino acids)
Cellular component (GO): nucleus
Molecular function (GO): DNA binding; ATP hydrolysis activity; ATP binding
Source: RefSeq, a predicted model, not a curated record
AUGACUCUCAGCAUGGUGCGAAGGGCUCCUGGUCAGACGGAGCAACAGACGCUUCUUCCGUUCUUCAACAAACACCAGAGCGUAACUCCGUCUGCCCUGCCAGAACCAUUACGACCACAGUUCCUCCAGCGUGACGCCAACCAGGUCUCCUAUACUAGUGGAAAAUCCCCUAUACAGACAACUGAAGCUUCCCCGGAAGGUCUGCAUGGUGCUACGCCUAGCCUUGGAACGCCUCAGUCUAAUGAUAAUGUCGUACCCCAAGUCAUAACCCCAUCUUAUGAGAUUGGCCAUUCGAACGAGACGGAAGCAGGCGGCCACCGGAGGAAGAGGUGCAAGAUAUCAGGCUCAGGGAACACGAGCCCAGUCGCUUCGGAUGUUUCUCUAGACGAAAAGAUUACAGCAGAGUCUUGUGAUUCUGCUGCUGUUUUGCAACCCGGUUCCGUUUCCGGGGCGCAUCCCAAUGGAGCCCGCAUAUCCAGUCCCUCGACAGGCCCAGGUCUCGAACAACGAGCAAUCAGCAGGUCCCACAAGGAGCUGGGGGAAGAGAGGACGAUAUUACGUCUACACCUAGACUCCAAGCUGCUUAGCUCUUUCCCGCCAGGUGAUCACUCUGACGGGGGACAAACUCGCCAGAGCAAAAUAAGGAAAUCGUCCCGCCUAAACACGGUUGCGAAAUUUGUCAACCGGGUCAAACUUGCAAGGAUAUCAUACAGCUCAAAUGAAACCUCAAGACAGAACAUUGGACAGGUCAUUGAAGAUAUCAUGAGCGGCCGCACCACAUACUCAGAGUUCAAACGACGAGUGACGCAACCGAAGAUAGCCUAUCCAAUGGGCCCAGUUCAGAUCGGAUAUCCUAAACCUACUCACCCAUUCUUCCUACCCAAGUCGCAACAACAACCGCAACAACCUCCUCUAGAGACAGCGUCCCCUAGCACAUCAACUGGGGGUGCACCUUUGCAAGGCUUGACACAAUUAAAAGCCAACCCUUCGAUAUCAGCCGCGCGAGCCUUUCCGCCGUUGUCCAGGACUCCACCCUCGUUCCCAUCAACUUUACAAAAGCAAAAGGCCCGUGGAGAGGGCGAGUCUGUUGAUCCGAUGUGGCCACCCCGCGAUAUGGUUCACGUUCGGGGCUGUAUCAACUCUAUAAACCCGCCAUCUAGAAGAACAUUUGAACGGAGAAAAGCGAAGCAGUCGACUAUUUCUGUUCCCGAUACUGAGAGCGUCCUCUCAACGAUCUCCCUACCCCCAGGAGAACUAGUAUCUAGUACUCCCAAACGACAGCGGUCAAAAGCUUUACGGCGCCCUAAACGGCAUGUCCUCAAAUGCGAUGAGUUCCAAGCAGUCGUUAUUGAGAAGAUUGAUGCGUGCAAUCUAGGACAAAGGGAGAAUAGUCCGUUGAAUAAUAAUUUGCCCCGUUCAUCACAUCCCGCCCUGGUGAAACUUGCGUCAUCCCUACAUACGGCAACCAGCUCUUUUGACAGGGGUGAAUAUGACGAUACCCCUUGGUCUCAAAAGUAUGCUCCUAAAACUGCGGCUGAAGUACUUCAGGUAGGCUCUGAAACGUCCGUCCUCCGUAAUUGGCUACAGCAUCACGAAGUCUCGGCCGUCAAUACAAGCUUAGACACAAAAAGCCCGAGGCAAACGCCGGAUAGCAAAACAAUGCGCAAGAAGAAACGAAAAAAACCCAAGGACAUGGAUGGCUUUAUUGUCUCCAGUGGCGAUGAAGAUAGUGUCAUGGAUGAACUUCAGAAUUCUGACGAUGAUGAAUUGGCCGGGGGUGUUACAGUCCCUACAAAAAGAUCAAUUGUUCGAUCAAAUGACUUUGCAUCGACAGCUAACUCUACUAAACGGCCUGCAACAAAUACUAUACUCCUUAGUGGAUCAUCUGGAUGUGGGAAGACUGCUGCUGUCUAUGCCGUGGCGGGUGAACUUGGAUUCGAAGUGUUUGAAAUAAAUGCUGGUACGCGGAGGAGUGCAAGGGAUAUCAUCGAGCGAGUCGGAGAUAUGACUCAAAAUCACCUUGUACAGCUUCUGAGCAAGGCAGACGGGGAGUUGGACCAGGGUACCCCUAGCACGGUGGACAGCGACAGAGGACCGAAACAAAGCACGGUGGCCAGCUUUUUUGCGAAGAAGACCCUAUCCAAAGCAACGGGCGCUGGCCCCGGACGAAAGGCCCCUGAAGGGGAAAGCCCGGAACCGCCAAAGCCUCAAAGAAACCAGAAACAGUCGUUGAUACUACUGGAAGAGGUUGAUAUCCUGUUUAACGAGGAUAAAAAAUUUUGGAGUGGAGUUCUUGCAUUAAUCGGACAGUCAAAACGGCCUAUCGUGAUGACAUGUAGUGAUGAAAGACUCCUUCCUCUAGAAAAUUUGGCUCUGCAUGCGAUUUUACGGCUCCAGCCACCUCCUUGUGACCUGGCAGUAGACUACAUGUUCUUACUCUGCGCCAUCGAAGGCCACCUGCUGGACCGCAAAGCCGUAUUGGACUUAUACACAGCCCUUGGCAAAGACCUUCGGGCUACUAUCAUGCAACUGAACUUUUGGUGCCAAAUGGGUGUAGGCAGCAGAAAAUCUGGUCUUGACUGGAUGGUUAACCAGGAAACUUCAGAUCUGCGAGCUUCCGGUUGCUUGUUCCGCACGGUAAGCUGUGAUACCUACAUGGAAGGCAUGGGAUGGUAUAGCGCAGACACCGUUGUGGGCGAGCCAAAUCUUGUAGAACACCGACUGCAGCUGUUGACCGAAGGAAUUGAUCAAUGGGAUAUUGGAUUAACGAAUUGGCUUGAAACAGGAAAUGGACGAAUAAAUGGUGGACAGUUUGGACCAACUGAUAGCUUGGAACAAGUAGGCCUUGCAGCCGACAUGAGGAGCUGCUUAGAUCUCAUGUGCAACGAAGGAUACAAUGAUAUUAAGCAUUCAUUGGAUCCAUCCAUGCCGUCACUUUCUGAAAAGCAAAGGCUAGAUUAUAUCGAAGGAUAUCAAGCCCUCCAGUCCGACCUUCGGACGGAGUUCAACCAGCUAUCCGUAAAGAUCGGGGCAACCCUGAGCAUCUUUGCCGAAACUGUUCUCAACUCUGAGGUACAUAUAGGGGAGCAAGACGAUAUAAUAGAACGUGUCCUUGAACGGUCUGCGCCCCCGAGACCAAGGCAGCUUCACAAGACAGCGUUCCAGGAUGCCUUCCAGGCGAUUAUUGAACCAACCGACUACCUAGGCUCAGUAUCGAGCUUCCGACCCCUUUCAUUCGAGCACGGUACCGCAAUCAUCGCCGAGGACGUUGCGCCAUAUAUCCGACAUAUAAUCUCGUUCGAGACGCACCUGGAGCAGUACCGACUAAGGCUCAACGGCCUUCUUCCCCAGGACGGCCCACCAAGCAAACGGCCGAGAACAACGCGGGCGAGCAGGGCGGCUGUCGAAGGUGGUGACAAGGCAAAUAUCAGACGCGAACGGUGGUUUUCUGGCAGAGUAAUCCCCGAACAGGUCAUGGCGACGGGAGGGAAAGGCUGGGAGAAUAUCCUGCAGUACCCUCCUGUAGUAGACCUGGCGGAAAUACAGGCAGUGUUCCAGAACGGGCGUCUCUUGUGCCCUGCUCCGGCUGCUUCAGCUGGUCCUAGUGAAGGUAUAUAG